This is a messenger RNA of Miscanthus lutarioriparius, 1248 nucleotides long. The record is from the annotation of a GenBank genome assembly. Lineage: Eukaryota; Viridiplantae; Streptophyta; Magnoliopsida; Poales; Poaceae.
AUGAGGACGCUUCCCCCCCACUCCUCUCCUGCCCGCCCGCCCGUCCCCGUCGUCCCUCCCCUCUCCGUCGUCCACCGCUGCCACUGCGAGCUCGGCUCGGCCCCGUCUCGCGAGAUAUUUCUACGGGACGGCACCCGCGUUGCCCCGCCUCGCCGUCCCGCGCGCACCAGCCCGCCCGGGGGAAGCCAUGAACUGCCUCCAGAACCUGCUAAAGCGAUGGUUCGCGGCGGCAGUCGCCGAUCAAACACCGUCAAAACUGCACCAGGGGCGUCCACUUCUGGUGCCGAGAGCAGCGCCGUGGAGAUGGGCACCGAGAAGUCUGAAGUGUACACCACUAACAUGACGCAGGCUAUGGGAGCAGCGUUGACAUAUAGACAUGAACUUGGAAUGAACUACAAUUUCAUACGCCCAGAUUUGAUUGUAGGAUCCUGCUUACAGAGCCCACUUGAUGUUGAUAAGCUUCGGAAGAUUGGUGUAAAAACUGUAUUCUGCUUGCAGCAAGAUUCAGAUCUUGAAUAUUUUGGAGUUGACAUCGGUGCCAUUCAAGAUUAUUCUCUUCAAUUCAAAGAUAUCAUGCACUGCCGUGCUGAAAUUAGGGAUUUUGAUGCUUUUGAUUUGCGAUUGAGGCUUCCUGCUGUGGUUAGCAAACUGCACAAGCUUAUCAACUGUAAUGGUGGUGUAACAUAUAUACAUUGUACUGCUGGACUUGGAAGAGCUCCUGCUGUUGCAUUGGCUUAUAUGUUCUGGAUUCUUGGGUACAGUCUCAACGAAGGACAUCAGCUGCUGCAGAGUAAACGGGCUUGCUUUCCAAAGUUGGAAGCCAUUAAGUGGGCAACUGCUGACAUUCUGACAGGAUUAUCCAAAAACACAAUCACUUUGAAGUGGGAAGACGAUGGUUCUUCCACUGUUGAAAUUUCUGGGCUCGACAUUGGCUGGGGCCAGAGAAUUCCUUUGACAUAUGAUGAGGAGAAAGGAGCUUGGUUUCUUGAGAAAGAGUUGCCUGAAGGACGGUACGAAUACAAAUACAUAGUGGAUGGCAAGUGGCUAUGCAACGAGCAUGAGAUGUUAACGAAACCGAAUGCUGAUGGGCACGUGAACAACUAUGUCCAGGUCAUCAGAGACGGUACCAGUGACGAAGAGAAGGAGCUAAGGGAGCGGUUGACUGGUCCAGACCCUGAUCUCACGGGCGAGGAAAGGCUGAUGAUCAGAGAGUACUUGGAACAGUACGCGGAUGCCGGGGAGCGCUAG